UUCAAAUAUCAUCGUCCAAUUCUGAAGCACUCUGAUUCCCAUUUCUCCAAGUAUUGACAUUAAUUAUGAUAAAUGCAUUGCCAAUCUGAUUGAUAUACAGUCUCAAUGAAGGAAGAAAGGAGUGGUAGUCGAUAGAUGUUCAAUUACCACAUGUUUUAUAUCUAUUGGUUUACUGAAAUAGUUUGCUCAAAAACAAGUCCAACCGUGCGAGACCCAACGUCCUGGUUGGUUCCUUCCUAAAAUUAAGGAAAAGAGAAAAACAAGCUUUAUUUCGUUUCUUUUCUUGUCUAUAAAAUUUAGAAAAAGCCUUAUUUGCUUUUGCCUUCAAAAUUUUGGAUUUCCUGAAGAAAUCUUUGUGUAAUCGAGAAUAAAUGGAUCAGGUGUUCAACAAGGUUGGAUCCUACUGGUUAGGUCAGAAGGCGAACAAGCAGUUUGACUCUGUCGGCAAGGAUGUCAGCUCGCUAUCAACGAGCAUCGAAGGAGGAACAAAAUGGUUGGUCAACAAAUUCAAAGGAACAAUGCAGAAGCCGUUGGCUGAGUUGCUAAAAGAAUAUGAUUUGCCGGUUGGCAUCUUCCCACGCGAUGCUACAAACUACGAGUUCGAUGAGCAGACAAAGAAACUGACGGUGCUGAUCCCAUCAGUCUGCGAAGUUGGCUACAAAGACUCAUCGGUCUUAAAAUUCACCACAACAGUAACGGGACGUCUUGAGAAAGGGAAGCUAGGUGACUUGGAAGGAAUGAAGACAAAAGUAAUGAUAUGGGUCAAAGUCACAAGCAUCUCUGCAGAUUCAUCAAAGGUCUAUUUCACUGCAGGUGUGAAGAAGAGCAGAAACCGAGAUGCUUAUGAGGUGCUAAGAGAUGGCGUCCGAGCCGAUAAAUUUUAGUUACUCCAUAUAUUCUUCUCCUUACCGACUCUUCUUACUUAAAACAUAUAAAUAUUUUUCCUUCUUCAAUUUGCACGAUCGGCUUCAUUUGAAGAUACAUUAACCGGUGUGUGUUUUAUGAAGAACUAGGGUCGGCCCGGGCUACGCCCGGGUUUUUUGUUUAAAUUUUAGUUUUGUAUUAUAUAUUUUAUAUGGUAUUUUUGAUAUAUAAAUAUUAUAAUCUAUUAUAAAAAUAUAAGUAUUCAGACAAUUAUAAAAAAAAAGGAUUCAAUUAUUUUAUAUAUUUUUAUUUUCUUUAUAUUUUGUUUAAUUUUGUUUCUCAAACUAUUAUUUUUUGGAAAUUUGUUUUGAUCAUCUAUUAGCUUUUAGUUGUUGUUUUGCGUUAAUACCUUAUUAAUUUCACUUAACUGAAAAUUAUUUAUUUAAAAAAAAAAACAUGGGAUUCACUUCUUUGAUAUAUAGUUUUUAAUAUUGGUUUGAUAAAACAUUUAAAAUCAACUCAGCGAUUCCGAUAUUUUUUGUUAUUACGAAUUUUCUCAUGUUAAUUAUCUCUUUGAAUUUUUUGAAAAAAAAAAGCAGUGAAUAAUUUUGUUAUACAGCAUUAGUUUCACGAUUCUAAUCAAAUCACUGAUAUUAUAGACUACACACUUUAUUACGAAAGAAACGGAUGCUUGGAUACAAAUUAAGUGAAUAACAAAGUUGAUCUUAUACGGCAAUAUAUUGAUCUCAACCAUAGCACUGGCACAUUGAGAUGCCAUAGUUUCUUCUUUACGACUUUGUGUUAUCCUUUUAAACCCCUGAACACAAAAAAAAAAAAAACUUACAAUAA
This is a messenger RNA of Brassica rapa (field mustard), 1713 nucleotides long. RefSeq lists its product as uncharacterized. The record is from RefSeq and is a predicted model, not a curated record. NCBI's taxonomy places the organism in Eukaryota, Viridiplantae, Streptophyta, Magnoliopsida, Brassicales, Brassicaceae.